Molecule: messenger RNA, 813 nt
Organism: Moneuplotes crassus
Lineage: Eukaryota; Ciliophora; Spirotrichea; Euplotida; Euplotidae
Source: the annotation of a GenBank genome assembly
UUACAAUGAAUAAGAAGGAAGAAAUGAAGGAGCAACUGAUAACUCAUGACUUAUCACAGAGCUCAUGUCAAGAAGAAGAAGAUGCCCUUGGAGAUAUGAACAGAAUCUCAGAACCCAUUAAUGAAGAUGACCAAGAAGUGCCUAAUGACGAGCAAGAGCAUGAAAAACCAUAUACAGAUCUGGGAAAUAUCCCUGCUAAUGUUCCUAUCGAGUCAUUAUUAGGAGAGGAUUUUAUGCUCGUUCCAAAUUCAACCAGGAAAGCUCUGAUAGCUAAAUGGGACCAAGAAAAGAAAAUUCAUUUUCUGAGUAAUAAAGAUAAAGAGCAAUUAAAAAAUAGAAAUCUCUUAUCGCUCUGGGAAGAUACUGCGAAAGCUAUCCAAGACGAUAAGACUAAACAGCCUAUGAAUAAUACUCCUCCAAUAUGAUACAAAUUUGUAUGGCAAAUGUUCAGGCUCCUUCUUCUGGUAGUUCUUCUGUAUAUAGAGUUUGUAGUAUGACAAAUCUUCCUAAUGAAUGUAGUUAUCAUAGGACUAUGCGUCUGGCUCCAUCUCAAGACCAUGGUCUUCUCAAACGGAAUGUAUAAGAACAAAAUGUACUCCUACCGUCAUCGCAAAUUUAAGCAAUUUUUGCAAGAAGAAAAAUCUAAGUAUGGAUUGGUGGAACUCAUUCCCGGAAAAGAAGGUAAAUGGAUCGAAAUCAAACUUGAAGAGGAAGAAAAUGAUGAUAUUGGUGAUAACUUUUCAUCAUACCAGAACUUCAACCUUGGGAAAGCUGUUCAGCCUACUGCUCAAUAAGGAUGAUCGAAUAUUACUG